Xiphophorus couchianus (Monterrey platyfish) is the source of this 4235-nucleotide messenger RNA. RefSeq names its product suppressor protein SRP40-like. The coding region runs from base 1 to 1410 and encodes 469 amino acids. The transcript is spliced from 7 exons. NCBI's taxonomy places the organism in Eukaryota, Metazoa, Chordata, Actinopteri, Cyprinodontiformes, Poeciliidae. The record is from RefSeq and is a predicted model, not a curated record.
AUGGCGCUUCCAGCAGAUGGAUCCCCAAAGUUGGAGGGACUUCCAGACAAUGGUAAGGAACACGGUAAGGUGUGGUCAAAUGAAACCGACAUGGUUUCUGAAGACUACGGAAAGGGGUUGAGGUGUAGUUCACCUCCGCAGUCUGUGGACUGUGCUACCAGCUCCAGUGGUAGCAGUGCUAUCAGCUAUAGCGGUAGCUCUACUACUACCUCCAGUGAAGAUGAGGUAGGUAAUGCCUGUACUAUCAGCUCCAGUGGUAGCUCUACUACUAGCUCCAGUGGUAGCUCUACUACUAGCUCCAGCGGUAGCUCUACUACCAGCUCCAGUGAAGACGAGGCUAAUAAUGAAGACCAGGAUGACUUUAAUUCCAGACUUCGGGUUGUCCAGGUCCUUGCACCAAACAUUAAAUUCCUGUGGGGCAUAGGAGUGCUUGAACAGUCAUUGAAACUUCUCAAUUCGAAGCUUGAUCAGCUGAACUCCGCUGUGGACCGUGGCAGUGCUGCGUCGCUGCGCUCUGAGAUUCUUGAGAUUCUUCCCCCAAAUUUCAAAUACAUAAAAGACAUUGGGGUAGCUGAGAAGCCUGAAGAAGACACGGCUCCUUCUACUUCACUUGAAUUCACGUCUGGACUUGACAAACAGGAAGAGCCCAUUUUGCGUCCAGAGAACUCCAGACCUAUUGGUACCUCGCAACACCAUCAGGUAGGUUUGGAAGAGGACGGGGCUUCUUUGACUUCUGGCCGCGCCAGGAGCAUUAUACAGAAGGUGGAUGCUGCGAAGGAGGACAACCCACCAUUAAAGCUUAGUUCUGGUACAGUGCUUCCUUCCAGCUUUGACAAACCGGAAGAGCCCAUUUUGCGUCCAGAGGACUCCAUUCCUAUCAGUGCCUCGCCACAACCUCUGGCAGGUUGGAGAAAUUUAGUGACUUUUUGCCGCGCCAUUAGAAUUCCAAAGAAGGUGGUUGAUGCGAAAGAGGAUGACACACCAUCCAAGCCUAGCGAUCGGGUAGGUUCGAAAGAGGACGUGACUCAUGCGACAUCUGUGACUGGCAUAAACGGAAAGAGGACAAAGGACAGUGAUGCUGAAGAGCAGCCCCCAGGAAAGAGGACCAGGGACACUGUUGCUAAAGAGGAGCCCCCAGCCAAGAGGAGUAAGGACACUCUUGCUGAAAAGGAGCUCCCUGCCAAGAAGACCAGGGACAGUGUUACUGAAGUGAAACUCCCAGCCAAGAGGACCAGGAAUAGUGAUGAUGCUAGACAGGAGCCCUCUGCCAAGAAGACCAGGGAGAAUCAAACUGAAGAUGUGCUCCCCUCCAAGAGGACCAGGGACAGUGUUGCUGAAGAGGAGCCCCCAGCCAAGAGGACUAGAGACACUGUUGCUGAAGAGGAGCUCCCAGCCAAGACGGCACAGUAGUAUAAUGAAGAUCCCAUUUGGGACGAGGUCCUUCAAAGUAUCGGCAGAAGGAUGGCAUGGAGAUAUGGUAAAGAAUGGGAGGACGAGCCCAUUCCGUCAACCCCUCUGUUCAUUCCAUACCGAAAGACAGACCAUGAAGAUCCUAUUCUGUUAUCCCCUGUCCUCAGUCCCUCACCAAGGACAGCGUGUGGGGAUCCUGGUCUGUCAUCCCCUAUCCUCAGUCCCUCACCAAGGACAGCGUGUGGGGAUCCCGGUCUGUCAUCCCCCGUCCUCAGUCCCUCGUAUAGAAUGCCACGUAAACGUCCUGUUUUGUCAUCCCCUGUCCUCAGUCCCUCACGAGGGACGAUGCAAGAGGAUCUUUUUCUCUCAUCCCCUGACGUCAGUCCCUCACCAUCGACGCACUGUGAAGAUCCCGUUUUGUCACCCCGCGUUUUCAGUCCUUCACCAUCAACACACCGUGAAAAUCCAACUUUGUCAUCCCCUGACUUCCGUUUCCGGAUGGAGACUGAAAAGGACAUAGAAGAGGAACCGACACCUUCAACAUCUGGUGGAACUACAGCAAGAGCGAGUUCCAGACACGUGUGGUUUAGACCUCGCUACGUUUCAAGUGACUCUGAUUAGAUUGGGAUCCGUAAAAACUGAGGACCUAUGUGGGAAGUCACAUUAGGACAUAUCAUCAUUUCUCUGUUUUUUUUUUUUUUUGUUUUAUUAAAGCCAAUGGAUUUCUAGCAAGCCUGUGGAAGCCUUAGGUAGCGCCUUGCACCGGGGCUUUUCUUUAUCCCGCUGCUAGAUGUAGCAUUUUGGAUGUUGAGGAUUCUGGCAGGACUCGGGAAGCCUUAGGUAGCGCCUUGCACCGGAGUUUUCUUCGUCUUUGUGUCUUCCUCUCAUCUUCCCCAUGUUUCAGGGUGAAAUAGCGGUUCUUCCCCACGCGGUGCUCUCCGAUAUAGUAAAUUAUUCUAUUCUGUUCCUCCGCUAAUCCACUCUCCAAGGUUUUAAUCUUUCAGAUUUUAGCUGCUCAUCGCUGGAUCCUUUCGUCGUCGUCCAUGUGGUUCCUGUCCUUCUGGACCCCUUGUUUUUCACACUGCUUGUUGGAUCUCCUCCGCCUGUAAUCCUCCACCUUCAGCACCACCAGUCAGGUGGAGGAAGAUAAGAGAACCCAGUUGACAAAAAAACAGAGCUUUGUGUUGAUGGAAGGAGGAUCAGGAAUAGAGCAGAGGACCUGCUGAUCUACUGGUUCUAGUAGAUUUUAUAAAUGGUUGGAUCUCCUCCGCCUGGAAUCCUCCGCCUUCAGCACCACCAGUCAGGUGGAGGAAGAUAAGAGAACCCAGUUGAAAUAAAAAGUAAGAACAUUUCUAUGUACACAGCAUAACUAAUCAUUUCAAAUAUAGUUGCAGAGAGCUGAGCUGAAAGUUAGAAGCUGUCUGCUGUUCAUGCAUAUUUUCCUCCUUAACUUUAUCUUCUCUCUUUAUUUCAUUUCUCUGUGAACUCAUGUGAUGACUGGAGUUGACCAACAAUUAAAUCAGAAGAAGACCUGCUCCACCUGCUGAUCUACUGGUUGUAACAGCUUGUGGGAAAGCAUCACUGGACCAAUCAGGCGAGAGAAGACAGAGAGGACUGAGGACUAAAACAAAAAUACUCUGCCUGCCAAAAAAGGCAGACGAUCCAGUGGCCCCAGGUUUACACACCAUCUGCUGGUUUGAGGCAGACCGACCGCUGGGGAGAUGGACCUCACCUGGCACCAUUACUCUGGAUGUAACAGGUAGCUCGACUCUCCUGUCAAUCAAAACAUCAAUGACUCGAGAAGCGGACAGCGAGGUUUCUGGUGCCUGGCUGGAGACAAGAUUCUGAUUAUUCAAGAGCCAAAACAAAACGUCAGAAUAAAUAGUUAGAAGGCAGAUUUGUUUUCUAUUUGUCGUUGUUUUCAUUAUUAAUGCUCCAUAACACAAAAUUCAUCAGUGCUGUAACUCUUGAGUUGAAUAAAAUGUUCUUCUUUCAAUCAGUUAUUUCUGGAGUCUUUUUAUUUGAACCAUAAUCAUUUUUGGAAACGUUACAUAUUAAAGGAACGCCCACAUUUUUAAUAGAACUUCAUAACUGAUCAAAGCACAAACUGGAGAACAGGUUUAAAAGAAAUGUUUUUUUAGUGUGAAUUCAUUUGUAGUUACAUAAAUACACAAUUCACAUCUUAAAAACAAACACAAGCCAGUCACACUGAAGAAGUUUCCUGAUGUUGACCUUCGACCCUUAGCUUCAACUGAUUCACUGAAAGGUUGGGUAGAAAUGUUACCCAGAGAACGCUCUUUUUCCUCAUGGACUCAUAACCAAUGAAACAAACUGGAAGAACUGGAAGCUGAACCAGUUGGUGGAUCAAGUCGGUCCACUCCAAGUAGCCAACACCGAUGGCCUUUGAAGCUUCACAGCUCUGACUCUGACUUAUGAAAACCUUUCCUCCAGUUUGAGUCGAGACUGUGGAAGGUUGUUUUUUUUUUACGGCCUGCUGCUUCUUCAGUUGCUGUGAACCAGAGUGACAAACAGGAGGAGUGAGCAGAGAGAGACGGCGCCAGUCAGGACGGCUUUCACCAGCAACACCGUCCAGCUGCCCGGCAUGAAGACAUGAGACGGACAUUACAGGCAAAAUAAUCUAUUACAAUAAGAGUUUGGCUGAAAUAUUUUUGCAACGACUGAGAAAUAUGAAAAAAAAACACCCGAAAAAAACAAAACAUAAAAUGAUUAAGUCUGGUUCUUUGUUGACCGCUACACAGUGGUCAACAAAGAACCAAGACAGAAGCUACAAACCUUUAAGUCACCAUGCCGAGUUAUGAAACAAA